Schistosoma turkestanicum is the source of this 1155-nucleotide messenger RNA. The record is from the annotation of a GenBank genome assembly. NCBI's taxonomy places the organism in Eukaryota, Metazoa, Platyhelminthes, Trematoda, Strigeidida, Schistosomatidae.
CGCUCAGUGUAAUUACUCGGACACCAGCUUCACAUAUUUAUCGGACCUGAUCUUUAAUCACAGAAUUUUUGUGUGAUGAAUUAGUUCUACUACAAUGUACUCAGGACACAAUUCCCGUCUAAAAUAUAAUGAGCCGAGUGCUUGUGAGGUGUCAAACACACCACACCAUUCUUGGAAAAACUUGUACAAAAUUGAAGGUGAUCCUAUUGGACGUGGGUAUGCUGGGAAAGUUUACAGAGUUACUACUAACAACGCGGAGCUACUGGAUCCUUUAACAGCGACAAAAUCCGAAUUCACCACAGCAAUGUAUUCAAAAGGUGCAUAUAUUGAGCCCGGGGAAUACUUAGCCUGCAAGGUGAUUCGCAGAUUUCGCAGAGGAAGGGACACUAUUGCAAAAAUUACCUCUGAAGUAGAAGCUAUGGCCAUUUUGCAAAGGGAUCCUUUGAAUACGUGUUUGAACUCAUCUGAAAUGCCUUCUGCACCUUGUAAAAGAGCUCCUCCCAAAUCAGCCUCACCUAAACUAUUUGCAGUUUAUAAAGACUCAAUGGAAGUUGCCAUUGUCAUGGAGUAUGCCAAUGGUGGGUCGUUGUACAAUUUGUGUGAAUCAGCUUAUCCGUAUGACUUUACUGUUAGUUCCAGCAGUUCUGCUUGUGGUGAUUCGUCCAUCCCUGAUUCUAGUAUUUCUGAUUCACAUACAACAGUCCCACAGUUGGGAAAUCCUGAAUCAUUUUAUGGAUUGCCUGAAUCGUAUGUACGUCAGCUGUUAAUUGGCAUUCUUGAAGCUUUGGUCUACAUGCAUGACGUACUUAAAAUGGUUCACCUAGAUGUCAAGGCUGAAAAUCUUUUACUACGUCAACCGUAUCCAUCUACAGAUGUAUUUUUCAUAGAUUUUGGUUUAGCCACUAUAUUGACUGAAGGUAAACAACAUCGAGAGCUUUCAGGAACUCCUGAUUAUGUUGGUGAGUAGUGCAUUUGUCGUGUGUUUAUGUGUGCGUAUGUUUGUAUUUUCUCUCUCUACACUUUCACGAUUAUUUAAACGAUUAUACUGUGUGAAUUCUAUUUGAGCAUUCCGUUAAUUAAGACGAAAAAAUCUUUAAUACUUUUAGUGCUGUUGUUGUAUUCUUCUCCUUGAACUAGAUUGUUUUUUAAUCAUUC